UUCCGGUGAGAGUUCCGGUUUCGGACUUCAUUCAAUCAUGCCGAUGUUGGAGCGUAUGGCAUCAGGAAAUUUAGGUGUUUUGGAGCACCACGAAAUUCCUCCAACAGCACGGUUUGUGUUGCCUCCUAUCCAGGACAACCCUACGGGAUGGGGACCAUGCACAAUACCGCCUCAGUAUCAGGAUAUGCCAUACCAACCUUUUGCAAAGAGCGACAGGCUCGGAAAGGUAGCAGACUGGACUGGUGCGACGUACCAAGACCGUCGGGCUGCGAACAAAUACAGCUCUCAGUUUGGGUCUGGGACCCAGUAUGCAUACUACCACGAGGAGGAUGAGAGCACCUUCCAGUUGGUGGACACGGCACGCAUGCACAAACCCAUGCAUCAGCGAGGACGUUUCCGCAUGAACCAUCAACGCAACAUGCGCAAUCGUGAGCGUCAAAAGCUGGUGCAGCAGCAACAGCUGCAAGUCCUAUCCAAGUCAGCCAAGGGACGAGAACGGGAACGUCUGCAGCAAGUGCGCAAGUGGCAGAAGCAGAUGCGACAAAAGUUUGACAACAAGGGUCAAGUGGGUCAAGUGAAGAACCGUGAAGCCUCAGUCAACGUUCGCCCGACAUGGAAGGUGCUGGAAGAGAUGGAUUUUCCUCGCUUGGGAAAGCUCUCCUUGCCAGGAAUUUCUGAAGGGAAGGACGUAUACACGUGCGGCUCUAUCGAGUAUUUUGAUAAGGCUUACAACCUGGUCACCUGCAAGAACGAGAAGCCCCUGCAACGCAUCAACCGCAUCUUCCACAAGGUCACUACAACUGACGAUCCCAUCAUUCGCCAGCUGGCCAAAACUGAGAACUACCGCAUCUUUGCCACGGACGCCAUUGUAGCUUGCCUAAUGUGUGCCGGCCGUUCUGUCUAUUCGUGGGACAUCAUUGUGCAGCGCGUCAACGACAAGCUCUUCUUUGACAAACGUGAUGACUCUGAGUUCGACCUGCUGACAGUGAAUGAGACUGCGGCAGAACCUCCGCAUGAAGAAGGCAACAGCAUUAAUUCUCCGCGCAACCUGGCUUUAGAAGCUACGUUCAUCAACCACAACUUCUCUCAGCAAGUACUCAAGAUGGGCGAAGAGAAGCAUAGCUUUGAAAAGCCAAACCCAUUUGUACAAGAGGAGGAAGAGGGAGAAGUGGCCUCAGUAGCCUACAGGUACCGCAAGUUUGAACUGGGAGAAGAUGUGGGGCUUAUUGUACGCUGCGAGCACGAUGGUGUCACUUUCGGCCCCAAUGGGGAGCUGCAGUACAUCAGCAUCAAGGCGCUCAACGAGUGGGAUCCCCGCACCUCUGGUGGCAUUGACUGGCGUCAGAAGCUUGACACCCAGAGAGGAGCUGUCUUGGCCAAUGAGCUGAAGAACAAUUCUUGCAAACUGGCCAAGUGGACUGUGCAGGCUCUAUUGGCUGGAUCAGACCAGAUCAAGUUUGGGUAUGUGUCUCGUGUGCAUGUACGCGAUUCAUCGAAACAUGCCAUUUUGGGCACUCAACAGUUCAAGCCCAAAGAGUUUGCUGACCAGAUCAACUUGAACAUGGACAACGCAUGGGGUAUUUUGCGAUGCAUUGUUGACUGUUGCCUGCGUCUUCCUGAAGGGAAAUACCUGAUCAUGAAGGACCCCAACAAGCCCGUCAUCCGGUUGUACGACAUUCCGGACAACACCUUUGAAACAGAGAAUGAGGCUGAAGAGGAAGAUGACGAAGAGGAUGAGGACAGUGAAGGGAAGAAGUACGAAGCACCAUGAAACUUCAAUAAAGCUCUCCCACUUGA
Molecule: messenger RNA, 1797 nt
Organism: Ornithodoros turicata
Lineage: Eukaryota; Metazoa; Arthropoda; Arachnida; Ixodida; Argasidae
Gene: eIF3d1
Product: eukaryotic translation initiation factor 3 subunit D-like
Exons: 11
Coding region: 38-1771 (577 amino acids)
Biological process (GO): translational initiation
Cellular component (GO): eukaryotic translation initiation factor 3 complex; cytoplasm
Molecular function (GO): translation initiation factor activity
Source: RefSeq, a predicted model, not a curated record